Messenger RNA from Prorocentrum cordatum, 717 nucleotides. NCBI's taxonomy places the organism in Eukaryota, Dinophyceae, Prorocentrales, Prorocentraceae. The record is from the annotation of a GenBank genome assembly.
GCCAGAGCCGUUCCCUUGGCCGCACGGCGGCGCGGGGUGGGGGGCGUGCCGCCGCCGCCAGGCGGGCCGAAGGCUGCCGGGGCCCGGCGACGCCAGUCCGCGCCGCCGCUGCCGAUCGGCGUGGGCUCGCGGCCCGGCUGCCAGGUCCGCGCUGCCAGUCCGCGCUGCCAGGUCCCCCGCGGCCAAGCACAUGGGGCUGCCCUUCGUCCGCGCCGGGGCCCUGUCCUGCGCCAUCUCUGCCGGCCUCCUGGCACGAGGCGGCUCUUUGGGCGGCGCGGCGCUCGUCGAGGAGUUGCUCGACGCCGCGCGCCUGCGGGUUCCGUCGGGCGCCUCUGCCCCGGCGUGCGCCCUCGAGCGCGGCAGCCGAACUUCUUCCUCUCGUGGCCGCUCCCAGUCGAGCAGUUCGGGCAGCUGGCCUACGCCACGGUGGAGUCCGUCCUGUUCCACCACCCAGGCGCGAACGUCGUGCUGCUCUCCGCGGGGCUCCCGCGCACGCUCUUCGACGUCUACCUGCGGGAGGGGUACUGCGUGCUGUCCCUGCCCGUCGGCCCGCGGGAAGCCCAGGGCCUGGCGGCCGCGGCCGCCCCGGAGAGCCCUGGCCUGGGCUCCCUCCAGGAGCGGGCAGCCCUGCUCGGCGGCGCGCUGGGCUGGCCGGGGAAGGGGGUGGAGGCAGGGUGUGCUCGCGCCGUGAACAAAUUGCGACGGGAGGUUUUCGAC